Messenger RNA from Impatiens glandulifera, 2569 nucleotides. RefSeq names its product ubinuclein-1-like. NCBI's taxonomy places the organism in Eukaryota, Viridiplantae, Streptophyta, Magnoliopsida, Ericales, Balsaminaceae. Bases 117 to 2369 code for a protein of 750 amino acids. Gene Ontology annotation, cellular component: nucleus. The record is from RefSeq and is a predicted model, not a curated record. The transcript is spliced from 13 exons.
UAAAAGGUUUUGAGUAUCCCGCGCAAGGGAUCUAUCUAUCUAAUCUAUAAAGGGAAACGAAAACCCUCAAAAAUCUUCAAGCCCUAUCUAUCUUAAUUCGGAUUCUUUGCCUUCCGAUGGAUGAAGAUAGCAAUCGCGUCGACGCCGCUGCAUCUGCAAAUGCAUCUUCUUCCGUUUUUUCAGUUACCGCUCGACAAAGAUUCACCGUCGAGCUUAAACCAGGUGAAACGACGAUUGUAUCGUGGAAGAAACUUUUGAAGGACUCUAAGUCUGAGCCAUUGGAUUCAUCUAUUCAAGCCCCAUCCAAUGCUCAUCCUGCUCUCGAGGCUCGCAUAGCUCCUGGGCAGCCGAACAAAGGUGAGGAGAUAGAUGCUCCGCCUGCUAACCACCGUUUUAGUGCUGUUAUUGAGAAAAUAGAGCGCCUAUACAUGGGUAAGCAUAGUAGUGAUGAGGAAGAUAUGAAUGAUGUCCCUGAUGAUAAUGAAUAUGACACUGAAGAUUCUUUUAUAGAUGAUAACGAAUUGGAUGAAUAUUUUCAGGUUGAUAACUCAGCAAUAAAACAUGAUGGCUUCUUUGUUAAUCGUGGGAGACUUGAAAGAAUAGAACCUCCUUCAUUGCCUAGCCCGUCACCAAAAAAGAGGAAAAGGAAAGAUCUAACAAAAUCUCAAACCGAAGCUGAAAAAUGUGGUCUUCCAAAUAAACAACUGAAAGUGAGGAAGAAAGGAGCUGGAAAGUCGGAUCACUUGGUUGCGACUGAUAUCUCACACCUACCAAUUUGUGCUCAAUCUAGUGUAUCUUGUAAAGAUUUGAAUAUUCAGAGUGAAAUACAUGGUAGUCAAAGUUGUUCAAGAGAGAAAUUUGCAGGAACUACAACCAUGUUGGAUAAGUCUACUUCGUCAAAAGUUUCCAAUUCUGAUGUUGGUGGCUCCUUACCAGAGGAGAAGAAGAAGAAGGAUGUAGUCAAGAAGAUGGGAAAUGUGAUGCAUAGGCACCAGAAUAACAAGUUGAAAGAUGGGAAAUUAAUAACUAAUGCUAAUGAGUUAGAUCAAUCAAGUCGAAGGAAAGAAAAAGAUGGCUUUUGUGAACAGCCUAAUAUAUGUGUUUCUGAGAUCAAACAUCCCAUUCAAACUGCGAAGAGUCAAAUCACACUGAAGGAAGCUUCCGGUAUCAAACCAAAAAUCUCAAUGCUUGACAAAGCCAUUAAGGAUCUAGAGAAACUGGUGCAAGAAUCAGCAAAACUAUCACCAGUGGAAGUUCAGGAUGCUGAUAAUGUAUCUCAGGCAGUCAAGAGAAGGUUGCCAUGGGAAGUGAAGCAAAAGCUAGCUAAAGUUGCUAAAAUCGCGCAAACAAGCCAGGGGAAGAUAUCAAAAGAGUUGAUUGAGCGUCUUAUGGGUAUCCUUGGUCAUUUAGUGCAGCUGAGGACACUAAAGAGGAACUUAAAUGUUAUGGUUAACUCGGGCUUGUCUGCCAAAAAGGAGAAAGAUGAGAGGUUUCAUCAGAUUAAGAUGGAAGUUGCUGAUAUCAUUAAACUGCAGAUCCCCUAUAUGAAGAACCCCAAGGCACUGGAGCAUCAAGCUGGAUCAUCAGAUGAUUUUCAGGAAACAGGCAGCCUAGAGAAAGAAGCUGCGCAGAAAAAGUAUGGCAUGAAUGAUGUGUUGGAGAACAAGCUAUGUGAUAUUUACGACUUGUUUAUUGAGGGCCUAGAGCUGGAUGAAGAUGCUGGUCCGCAAGCCAGAAAGUUGUAUACGGAGCUUGCUAAAUUAUGGCCAGAAGGUUUUAUGGAUAACCAUGGGAUUAAACGUGCUAUAUGCAGGGCAAAAUCUAGACAAAAGGCGCUUCACAGUGGGCAAAAGGAGAAAAUUAAGAAGAAGAAGAUGGUUACAAAAACUGAGGUGGAGGAGGGGGUUAAAGCGGAGAUUAAGCCUGUCGUUCAAUCCCAAAAUGGGCAACGCAAGUCGGCCCUUGCACAGCUCAGCAAGCCCAUUCCGAAUGCAGCAAAUACUUCUUCUUCUAUCCCUUCUCAGACAAUCAUUACUUCUCCUGGUUUGGGCUUAACCAAGCAGGAUAACAAGAGUAAGGAUAACAAGAAUAAGGGUGAUUCGGUUAACACGAGUGAUGUUAGCAGGAUAAUAACCGAUCCAACUGUAAAGAAAAAAGUGAAGAGAAAGCAGCAAUUGGUGCCUGAAGAAGCUCAAUACCUCCACAAGAAGACACCACCAUCAUCAAAUUCUCUCGUCAAUGGAGAAGAAAGACCCAAGUCAAAAAAACAGUUAGUAGAUUCUCCGCAAAAGCCAACCAUGAAAUCUUCUCCGGUACCUGCUGCUUCCCGAACAGUCUCUGAACUACCACCCAAGCUCAGCAGCGCAUAAUACCAAUUAUUUAUGCAGAUCUUGUUUUUUGCCAUUCUCAGAAAAAGAAAGGGUCUUACAUAUAUGUUAUCCUUUAAAUUAGUAUUAAAAAUGUUAGUAACUAGGUUAGCCCCCCUCGUUUCAUCUUCGUUUUGGCAUAACUUCAUUUUAAUAGCAACUAUCAUUUAUUUACAUAAACUACUGAUUAGUUGUUGGGCGAU